Molecule: messenger RNA, 1167 nt
Organism: Mesorhabditis spiculigera
Lineage: Eukaryota; Metazoa; Nematoda; Chromadorea; Rhabditida; Rhabditidae
Source: the annotation of a GenBank genome assembly
AUGUCCGAAAAGGUUGUAGCCUACUUGCGGCAACAGACGCAAAACGCCCCCGCGAAUCUCGCCGACAAAUGGCAAGGCCUGGAGAAGCUCUACAGCAAGAGGCUUUGGCACCAGCUGACGCAGGAGGUUAUCGUGCUGCUGGCCAAUGAAGACUUCUGCAAGAGCGUCGACCUCAAGGAAUUCUACGACAAUUUCGUCCAGGAGUUCCAGCAUCGCAUCAACGCGCUGCAGCUUGUCGAGAUCUGCAUCCCCAUCUCCCGCAGUAUUUUCGCCAAAGAAAGACCGGCUGCUUUCAAAUUCCUUGAGAGUCUCGAAACUGCCGUGUCGAAGGAAAAGCAGGCCUUGAUUCGACUCCGAACCGCGCAAAUUGAUUUCCACCUCUUGAACAAGGACCAAAGUGAAUGCUGCUUGGACAUACAGAAGGCUCGUAAGAUGCUCGAGGCCACUCAGAAGCAAGUCGAUGAUCUUGUCGGAGUCACCACCGUCCACGCGCCGUUCUACAGGGCGCAUGCUGUGUACCUCAAGGAGAUUGGUGACUUUGCCGGAUACUACCGUGAGGCGCUGCGCUACCUUGGUGUUGAAGAGCCUACUAAAUUGACAUUCCAGGACCGCCACUACCAAGCCGUUCUCCUUGGCUUCGCCGCUCUUCUCGGAGAAAGCGUCUACAAUUUUGGUGAAUUGCUCGCUCAUCCGAUCCUGAAGGCGCUUGAGGGCUCGCCCGAGAAAUGGCUGCUCGAUGUGCUCUUCGCAUUCAAUUCAGGAGAUUUGAACCAGUUCUACGCCCUCGAAAAGGACUGGGGUGGCUGGCCGGACAUGAAGAAGCAGAGGAAUUUCCUCGUUGAAAAGAUUCGGCUUUUGUCAAUUAUGGAGAUCGCGUUGGCAAGGCCGUCGAAGGAGCGCACCAUUGCGUUCGCCGAGAUUGCUGGCAAAGCCCAGAUCGACACCAAGAGCGUAGAGCACAUCGUGAUGAAGGCGUUGUCGAAGGGGCUGAUUCGCGGAUCCAUUGACCAGGUGAACCAAACGGUCCACGUGAGCUGGGUGCAGCCGCGAGUUCUCAAUGCUAACCAGAUCAUCUCGAUGGCCGAUCGCAUUGGCGGCUGGUGUAAGGAUGUGGCCGGCAUGGAGGCCGUCGUCAACGAGAACGCCAAGGAGAUCCUCACCAAGACU